AUGAUGGAGAACAGCGGUAUGGAUGCGCAUCAGGUUGAUAUCGAUUCGGAAUUUGAGCCUCACAGUCGCUCGCGGUCGUGCACCUGGCCGCUGCCGUGUCCGGAGGAUUUCCCAGGGGGAGAAGAGGCGAGCCGGGGUCUGGCCCUGGCAUCGGUCAAGGUGGAGCAGUACAACGUGCCCGCAUGCCGGGCCGAGAGAAAAGGCGGCGCACCGGCGGAGAUCAAGCAUCCGGCCGGCGCCCCGGCCCCGGUCGUGGCCGCUCCUGCCUGCAUGUCCGGGGCUGCGCUCGACGUGGCCGGCCAGCUGCGCAAAGCCAAGUCCUCCCGGCGGAACGCGUGGGGAAACCUGUCGUAUGCAGACCUCAUCACCCGUGCCAUCGAGAGCGCUCCGGAAAAGAGACUCACCCUGUCCCAAAUUUAUGACUGGAUGGUUCGCUUUGUUCCUUAUUUCAAGGAUAAAGGCGACAGCAACAGUUCAGCCGGAUGGAAGAACUCAAUCAGACAUAAUCUGUCCCUGCACAGUCGCUUCAUACGGGUACAAAAUGAAGGGACAGGGAAGAGUUCCUGGUGGAUGCUGAACCCAGAAGGUGGGAAGAUGGGGAAGGGACCAAGACGACGUGCAGCCUCUAUAGACAACGGCAAUCGCUACCUGAAGACCAAGGGUCGCAUCAGCCGGAAGAGAGCAGGGGCUACAGGCCUUGGAAGGGGACAAGGUCAGGGGGGUGGACCUGCAUUGCAAGGCUCCCCAGAGCAUGGCAGUCCAGCAGGGAAAGGAGGUGUGGGCAUGGGGGGCGAGGAGUACGACACCUGGACAGAUCUCCAUUCCCGCACCUCCUCCUCUGCCUCCACACUGAGCAGCUGCCUCUCCCCGAUCCUGGCUGAGGCAGAGGCUGAUGAAGCAGAUGAAGGCGGACUUUCCUGUUCAGCCUCCCCUCGACUGUACCCCAGCCCCACCAGCACCCGUUCCCCUGCCCUGGGCACUGGCGGCCAUUGCCCCACUGUGGAACUGCCCCAGCUGACUGACCUGACUGGGGCUAUCAGUCUAGAUGAGAGUGGCUUCCCCCAGCCACAGCAAAUCAAAUGCAACGGUUAUCCCUAUGUGCCUGGGCCCAAGGCGGAGGGCUCCUACUGCGGGCCCAUGUAUGGACAGCCCUCCAUGGGCAUGCUCCGGCACCACACUCCCAUGGAGACCAUCCAGGAGAACAAGCCAGUCAGCUUCCAGCGCCCAAUGAGGGGCUACUCAGAGAACAACGCCCUGCAGAGUCUGCUUACAGGAGGUCCUUCAUACUGCAACAAAGACACAGUGCUGGGCCAGGGACGGGAAACACACACACUAAUAACACAGGGAACUAAUGGCGUUCACAGCCAGCACAGCCACAAUCAGAAUCGCAGCCACAAUCAUAGCCACAAUCACAGCCAAGAGCACACUCACAAUCCUAGUCUACACAAUGGCCAUGGCUCAGUCCAUGAACAGAACACAACCCACCACCAGAACCACAAUCAGGGUCACAAACACCAAGCCAGCCUCGACUACAGCCACAGCCACAAGCCCCACCCUGCCCAUGACUAUGUAAACCCAAGCCAUGAUCACAACCCUCGCUCCAGCCAGAGUCACAUGCGCAGCCACAACCCCCAUAACCCUAUGCACAGCGGGCCUCACCCACAGGCCCUUUCCCCACGGGUUAGCACUGACAUUCUGCAGCCCUACAGCCUCAAAACUUCUAACCACUAUAGGCCCCGCCCCCACCUCCCAACAUCGCCAUCACUGCCGCCCAACCCUGCCGGGGUCAUGGAUGUUCCCCAGGACCCAUGUCGCCUGGCGUCUGCACCUCACCCCCGUCACCAGCCUUACCCAGGAGCUCAUCAUCAGGGUAUGACCGACUCCUGGCAUGGCUACUACCACAACAAUCACCAGCCAGGGAACGCUGGUUACCAGGGGCAACAGCACAACUCCCACAGUAGAAUGGCUGCCAACCUGGAGAUGGAGAACAUACCUAAUAGCCUGGACUGUGAUGUAGACUCCAUCCUGCUCAAUGACUUUAUGGAAACAGAAGGCAUGGACUUUAACUUUGAUGGCUCUCUGUCCCAAGGUGUGGGCAUGGGGAUGGGCAUGAGUUUAGGGGCAUUUGCUUGCCCUCCACCGGCACACAGCAACCAGAGCUGGGUGCCAGGGUGAACCCAGGUCCAAAUGUUUGGAUAGACACAUGACUGGAAAGCUCACCAACUGGGCCACGCUGCUGGUGGGCUGUACCCUUGGACUGAC
This is a messenger RNA of Xiphias gladius (swordfish), 2262 nucleotides long. It is a transcript of the gene foxo6b, whose product is annotated as forkhead box O6 b. Gene Ontology annotation, molecular function: DNA-binding transcription factor activity, RNA polymerase II-specific; RNA polymerase II cis-regulatory region sequence-specific DNA binding. The transcript has 3 exons. Gene Ontology annotation, cellular component: nucleus. Gene Ontology annotation, biological process: regulation of transcription by RNA polymerase II. NCBI's taxonomy places the organism in Eukaryota, Metazoa, Chordata, Actinopteri, Istiophoriformes, Xiphiidae. Bases 1 to 2175 code for a protein of 724 amino acids. The record is from RefSeq and is a predicted model, not a curated record.